AUGACAUCUGGUGAGAAUUCUUUGAAAAUAGGUUCUUCGUUUUUUCUGCAUUCUAAUUUGGAUAAUUUUGCACACGAAUCACAUAAAAUUAAAGAUGCUUUAGGGAAAAAACAGCAUGAACACCUAGAUAAAUCCUGUAAGACAGGAUUGACUCAUUCUCAAUCUGUAACAGAGUCAUUGGCAUCUAGAUAUGUGCCGACUGGUUUCCGAUCUGUGUCUUUGGUUCAAUUAAUGGAGGAAUCUCCCAAAAAAGGACUUUUUGAGCGUCUAAUGAGGAAAAAAAGCAGUAAGAAUGCUCCACAAAAACCCAACACUAAUUAUAAAAAUGAAAAACCACUGUGUUCCAAAAAAACACCAAGUCUUACAGGUAAAAAUUUAAAGGAUUAUAAUUCUUAUAAAGAAUCCUUAAAAUCCUGUUCAUCGCCAAUUCCUGAAUCAAUUUCUUCAUAUGAAUUAACAAGAAGCGUUAGCACUUCUAGAAAUAAAAAUCCUAUAUCAUUAUGUAAACGGUCUUUAUCCUUUUUGGGUAAUAGCAUGUUAUCUCAAACAGUAUCAGAUAGUUUGGAUUCAGUAAAGAGCCUCGAAGCUCGAAGAACUAGUUUUGAAUCUUAUGGGAAUCGUUUAAAUACUAGUUCAGGAUUGAAACAUAUUAAUGAUCAUCUUUCAUCUUCUAUCAUAGUGAAUAAAGCAAACGAUGUGUUUUUCAAUACUGAAAAUAAAGAAAAUAACACGAUAUUAGACCAUUCUAAAGAUUUUGAAAAAUCUGGUUCUCAAUUAAAUCGAAGUGUUACAGAGUACUCUGAACUUUCAUUUGUUUCUGCUCAUGAAAUAUUUGACAAUAAAAAUUCUCUUACAGAUGUUUCUAAUAAAGAUAUGAAAGAUCCUAUAGAACUAGAUAGUAAAGAUUGCAGAAGCAUUGAUGGAUUAAUUAAAAGUCAAACAUUGAAAUAUAGUGCUUCUGAUAUAGGGAAGAGUAUUUUUCGUGGAGAAGAAACAUAUAUUAGUAGAAUUAAAGCAGCUACAUGGUUGGGUGAUUGUCCCGAACUAAAUUCUAAUGCGAGAACCGUAUAUAUGAGUCAAUUUGACUGGAGCGGUGUAGAUAUACUGACUGCUCUUAGAAAUUUAUGUUCUAAACUUAUAAUGAAAGCAGAAACUCAACAAAUGGAUAGAAUAUUAGAAUCAUUUUCAAAAAGAUGGUAUGAAUGUAACUCUUCUUCUAAAUUGACACCUGAUAUUGUUCAUCCUAUUGCAUACUCAUUACUUUUAUUAAAUACUGAUUUGCAUGUUGCUGAUUUAACUCAGGGACAAAAAAUGACCAAAAACCAAUUUGUUCAGAAUACAUUAUCAACUAUAUUCUCUUCCUACCCUAAAUCUAAAUUAAAUAUUUCACAAUUUAGCGGAUUAUCUUUAAUGGAUAAUUCUGUAUCUUUAGUUCCUGCUGGACAUGCUUUAUCUCAAAACUUUCUUUCAUAUAAUCGAUUAUCUACUGACUUAAGACUCAGCUUGGAUAUUUCAAGAAAAGCAUCAAACUUUUCAGUAAAUAAAGCGUCUAGUGUUAUGUUAGACGAUGAAUUGAAUAAUUCUAUUUAUUUUCAAUUGGAAACGUUAUUAAAAGAAAUGUAUAUAUCGGUUAAAAAUUCUCAUAUAUUACAGCCUGUGAUUAAUGAUAAUCAACUUAAUGACAUUCAGGAUACAAAUUCUAUAUAUAAAAUGACAAAUUCAGACUUUUAUUCUAUGCCAUUGGAUCGAACACUUAGUUUUUCAUGUGGGUCUUUUUCUGAAAUAAGUACACGAAAGUAUAGAACAGGAAAAUUUAGAAUUAAAAAUUGGGGAAGCAAAAAAAAAAAUAUAUCUCAAGGGUGUCAUGAUAGUUAUAGUGAUUCUAUUUCUUGUAAUAUAAAUGACUGGAGUCCUAGUUUUGGAAAUAAAUCUAAUAAUUUUUUGCCUGAAAAUAGAUCCGUUUGUUCUUUUAAUUCUUCUUGUUAUUCAACUAAUACAUGUGAUUAUCAGUUUGCUACAAUAGGUUUUGCUGGUACUUUAAAUAAUGUUAUGAAAAAAGCAUCUAUGCUUUCAUCAACUAGUCUUAGUUGUAAUUAUGAUAUUGUUGAAGAAAAUGAAUUAGCAUUGUCUGGACCACCAUGGACAAAGGAAGGUAUCUUAAAGCAUAAGCAUUAUCUUGAAAACUUUAAAAAGGCAAAAAACAGAACAUGGGUCGAAUGUUUUGCUGUAUUGGAAAAAGGGAAAUUAAAAUUGUUUCGGUUUAAUAAUAGUAAGUUUUCAGAAAGGAGAGGAGUUAUUGGCAGUGGAAAUUGGAUUGAAAAUGCUGAUAUCAUUGGGUCAUUUACAUUGUUGCAAUCUCUUGCUUCAGCAUUACCUCCUCCAGGAUAUUCUCCUACUAGACCUUAUGUUUGGGUUUUAACUUUGCCAAAUGGUAGUGUGCAUUUUUUUCAGGCUGGAACUAGCGAAUUGUUAAAUGAAUGGGUCUAUACGGCUAAUUAUUGGGCUGCUAGAUUUUCUAAGGAGCCUUUGUUAGGUGGAAUUAGUAACGUUGAAUAUGGAUGGGGACAAUGUUUAGAAGAAAUGGAAGAUUACAAAAAAAAAGUAAAAGACAAACAUGUUUCAAAAUUGCCAGGAGAUAAGGCUAUUAUUAAAACAUGGAAUACUCCUCAGUUAUAUCUUUUAACUAAUACUGCAAAAGAAGAAGAACAAAUAAAAAAUCUUAGAAAUUAUAUAUCUAUUUUGGAGAAAGAUGUCCAAAAACAUAAUGCAUACAGGCCGCAAAUUCUUCAAGCGUUUUCCCCUCGACACCCAAACUUAGCAAAAGCAUUAUUGAAUUGGGAAAGAAAGUCUCAGUAUCUUCUUCGUGAAAUCGUAAAAUAUAAGACGUAUCUAGAAUGUUUGUCUCGAGCACUAACACUAAGAAAUGAACGACUUUUUAAGAAUGAUACUACAUAUAAUAACUCUCCUAGUAAUAAACAGUCUAUAUAA
This is a messenger RNA of Pneumocystis jirovecii RU7, 2988 nucleotides long. RefSeq lists its product as uncharacterized. The coding region runs from base 1 to 2988 and encodes 995 amino acids. The transcript is spliced from 13 exons. NCBI's taxonomy places the organism in Eukaryota, Fungi, Ascomycota, Pneumocystomycetes, Pneumocystales, Pneumocystaceae. Gene Ontology annotation, biological process: regulation of ARF protein signal transduction. The record is from RefSeq and is a predicted model, not a curated record. Gene Ontology annotation, molecular function: guanyl-nucleotide exchange factor activity.